AUGGUGGAAAAGGAAGUGCUGGCGUUACUUCGUGUUUUGGAUGUAUGCCAUACUACGCUUGCCUCGCGGGAGAUCACUGUGCUGACCCGACAUUCUACGUUAGCGUGGUUGAUGCAAUCUCGAGGGCUCAACGGGAGAUUAGGACGGUGGGCUGCUUUGCUGUCGAACUGGACUAUAGAGGUGAAGAGGUGCGAAAAAGGAGAAGAAGAGAUUUUGGGCAUGCUAGCAGCAAGUAUCACCCCGAGAGAAGAGGUGGAAGAGAUGCUGAUUGCGAUUUCCCCCCGAAAGGACUGCCGACUCAAAAUAUCGACGCCUCCUCCAACGGUGGAAGCAGAUGAGGAGUUGCUGGUGGCCAGUUUCGAUGGAUCGGCGAGGAUAAAAAAGAAAGGAGGGUCGUACAGUGCUGUGAUAUGGAGGUUACCCGAGUAG
Peronospora matthiolae is the source of this 429-nucleotide messenger RNA. The record is from the annotation of a GenBank genome assembly. NCBI's taxonomy places the organism in Eukaryota, Oomycota, Peronosporomycetes, Peronosporales, Peronosporaceae.